CCUCUGCCCUUGCAAUCGUGUAGGAUUGUGGGUCGAUCAUGGCGGAUCGCAUCUGUUCGGCUCGCUAAGAUUUAGAUUUCUUUAAUCUUCUUGUAAACUAGAAAUUAUCUCUUAAUUCUUUGUGUAUUUGUUUUGAAAGACGAGUUAAGGCUUCACAAAUGCUGAAACAGUUGCAAAUGGGCCUUCGUGCGUUCUUAUUACUCGCUUCUCGAGUGUGGACUUGUAUUUGUUAUUUGCUUAAGAAGCAGGUUAGAGCAUUUGUCCAACAUCAACCUGUAAAAUAUGAAAUAUAUCCAUUGUCACCACUAUCAAGACACAGGCUAAACAUUGUCAAACGCAAAGUGCUUGUUCUGGAUUUGGAUGAGACCCUCAUACACUCUCACCAUGAUGGGGUUGUGCGGCAGACUGUCAAACCAGGAACUCCACCUGACUUUGUUUUGAAGGUCACCAUUGAUAGGCAACCUGUGAGGUUUUUCGUCCACAAACGACCGCACGUUGAUUUCUUCCUUGACAUAGUUUCCCAGUGGUAUGAGCUGGUUGUGUUCACAGCAAGCAUGGAAAUAUAUGGAGCUGCUGUGGCUGACAAACUUGAUAAUAGAAGAGGGAUCCUGCGAAGACGCUUUUAUCGCCAACACUGCACUCUAGAUUGUGGGUCUUACACAAAGGACCUGUCAGCAAUUUGCAAUGACCUGUCUUCUGUGUUCAUCUUGGACAACUCUCCUGGAGCCUACCGUGCCUACCCAGACAAUGCAAUUCCAAUCAAGUCGUGGUUUUCGGAUCCCAUGGACACAGCUCUCCUCAACCUUCUGCCUGUGCUUGAUGCAUUGCGAUUUACUCAAGAUGUGAGAUCUGUAUUGUCUCGAAAUUUGCAUCUUCAUCGUGUUUGGUAGUAGCUUAGGUCUAUUUGUUUGUCCUUAAUUUAUUUCUGAAAGAUUGCUCUGCUUGUGUGCACAUUGAGUGGUAUGAAAUGUCAGUUUUAGAAGGAAAGGGACAGCUGUCACCUUUGGUGUAGGCUUUUAGUGAGUGAAUUUGGAUUGAGUGGUUUGAACAAAUUUGUUAAAAUAUUCUAAGAGGAGGAAUGGAAAAGCCACAAAUGUACAAUGACCUUAACAAUAAUUCUUAUCAGUUCAAUUGAGAGCUGUGUCCCUGACCUGUAGUGUUUGCAUACUAGAAAAUACGAAUUUUCAUAACAAGCAUUACAAUAAUGUGCUAUUGUCCUAGAUUCCUUAAUGACUGCCAGAGGAAAAUAUGAUGGCACAAAUGUAUUGACAAUGUUGUAUAUUAUUCAGGCAGUGCUCCUCUUUCAUUCAUGUAGUACCUUAUAAGUAUGCUAAGUUCUCUGUCAUAUGAUACUUAUAAGUAUUUUAAGUCUGAACAUACUAUGUGAAGUUUGUUACUGAUGCACUCCCAAGUCAUCUUCCAUGAGUCAUCAGCAGUUGAGAUCAUUUUAGGUCUCUGUUCAGUCCCUCCUCAUGAUUUUCCCUCUGUUUUAAUGGUAAUUUGGAAACUUAGACUUGAGUCAAUCAAAGCGGUCUUUUUCCAGUAACUUUUUGGAGUUAAAAAAAAAGAAAAAAAAAAAGACUCCCAGUGACACCUUCUCUCUUGCCCUUUGAAAGUUUCUUCCUUCAGUUUGAAAAUUUUUUGUUUUUCAGGUGUCCAUUUAUUAUCAAUUGCAAAGUUUGUUUUAUUGACAGUAUAUUUGUCAAAAUAUAUUUGUUUUUAUUUUUCCUAUCUGUACUGUUUUAAAUGAUUUCAAAAUCUAACAGUAGUUAGACUUGAUGCCAUUUAUGGCUUGUACCAUGCCUUUGUUCUAUUCUUGAAGUUUCGGGUUAAAAUUUUGAAACUUGCUGCUCAGUAAUUUUGAGCUAUCUGGGAAAUAUGAUGAAUCAAUCGUAUUGUGUCACUUCACAGGAUUUUCUUUUAUUUUGAAGGGUUGAAGUGUAGUGUAUGGGGGCAAAAGUGGAUCAAGGUUAAUAUUUGGGAGUAGUUCUCUAUCUGUAUAUUUUAAUACCUAAGAGUUGUAAUUGUUCCCUGGUGACUAGUCGACAGUGUCCUGUUCUAUACACUAAAAAUGUCUUGUACAUCUGUUAUAAUAUUCUACCAUUUACUUAAAACUGAGAGAAUUUACUAGCCUGUGAUAAGAUUAAUACAGGAAGUACUCACCUUCUUUUCAUGUGUAGUAUCAACUCUAAUAUUAUUAUCAUGAAAUUUUGUCUCAUUUUCGUUUUUGUGGUCAUCAUCAUCUUCAACCUUCUUCCUCUCAUUGAAUCCCUAAAUUUUACGGACAGCAUCUGUUCUUUUAGUAAGACUUUUUAUGAUGAUCCCCUAUGUAUGUUUGUUUUGUGUGCAAGGUUUAGGUUUGUAUCUGUGUGAAUGUGUUUGUGUGAAUGUUAACUUGUGUAAAUGAGUUGUGAUGAGGGUAGUUUACUUCAAGCCUUACCAUCUUCUUUGUAACUGUAUCAUUAUUUUGUGAUGACUAUUUUUAUGGCCAUGAUUGUUAAGGUUUUGUUGUAUUUUGUUUGUAUAUCUGUUAAAGCUUAGUGCUGUGAUGAGGCGGGAUAUUUUUUUAACAAGAUCUCACCACUUAGCUGGAAAUCCUGUUGCUAUUUUCAGCAGAAAAAGUGAUUCUUUUUUUUUCUAUUUUAUGUUUCAAUGUUUUUGCUUAUGUGGGUCACUCCAGGUAGUCACGUUCAGAGCUUGUUUUCCUGAAGACUGGAUGUGAAAUGUUUGUCAACUUUCAAAUGACACUGCACUCCCCAGUCGGUCAUCAUGUUAAGCACUUCAUUCUUCAGGUGGAACUUCAAAAACUUAUAUUAGCGAUGAGAAAUUUUGAUGAAAUGGCGCUGUUAUAAUCAUGGCGGAGGAACCCACAAAUGCAUUAAUAUAAUUUAGGUAAUGUUUUGUUGCUGUUUAAAUGCAAUUAAAAAAAAAAAAAUACAUUUGAAAUGCUGCAAAGGGCAUUGUGUUCAGAGCAUUUGAUGAGGAUGACACAAUAUCAAUACAAUCUGAUCUGUCACUCACCUUUGCCAAAAAGUCCUUACACUGAGAAAUCCUGUAUGGUUAGAAGGGCCUCCAAAUCAACUUCGAUUCAGAAGUAUGUUGAUUAAAGCUAGGAUUCUCUCCAAAAAUAAACCAAAUCUAAAAUGUCA
Thrips palmi is the source of this 3149-nucleotide messenger RNA. It is a transcript of the gene Dd, whose product is annotated as CTD nuclear envelope phosphatase 1 homolog. Gene Ontology annotation, molecular function: protein serine/threonine phosphatase activity. The record is from RefSeq and is a predicted model, not a curated record. Lineage: Eukaryota; Metazoa; Arthropoda; Insecta; Thysanoptera; Thripidae. Bases 159 to 890 code for a protein of 243 amino acids. The transcript is spliced from 5 exons.